GGUAACCGCCCACAUUUAGAGGAUCUCUCUCUCUGUAGGGUGUUUUGUGCUGAUGUAUUAAAUAGCAUCGAUAUUAUAACCGAAGAAGUGAUUUUCAGAAUUUUGGACUGAAACUGCUUGCGAAAAUGUUUCACACAUUUUUGUUUUGUUUGUUCAUGUGGCGUCAGAUGGGUGUGUUUGGUGAUGAAGUGAAGUCAGUGUCAGUGAUGGAGGGAGAUUCUGUUACUCUACUCACUGAUAUCACUCAAAUACAGAAAGAUGAUAUGAUACAGUGGAGGUUUGGACCUCAAGAGACUCGUAUAGCUAAAAUCAAUAAAGAAGCUAAUAAGAUCUCAAUAUAUGAUGAUGAUCUUGAUGGGAGAUUCAGAGACAGACUGCAGGUGAAUAAUCAGACUGGAGAUCUCACCAUCAAAAACAUCACAACUCAACACACUGGACUUUAUCAAAUAACCAUCAGCAGCGCUAGAGAGAUCUCAUACAGAUUCAAUGUUAUUGUCUAUGCUUUGGCUGUUGAAAAGAGAGAUAUAAUUUUCCUCAUUGACAGUAGCAUGGGUUCCACCCUUAUCAAUGCAGUGCAAGAAUUCAUCAAAAAGUUUAUUGGCACCAUGCCAAUUGGCCCAGAUCUGGUGCAAAUCGGAGUAGCCAUGUUUGGCACUACCCCAAAGAUGGAGAUCAACCUCAACUCAUUCAGUUCAAGAGAAUCCUUAAUGUCUGCCCUUUCCAGAAUAAAACCCAGACCUGCCACUGAUGUCAACAUUGGCGCUGCCCUGGAUUUCAUAAGGACCGACGUGCUUACAGCUGAGAGUGGGAGCCGCAUUCAACAAGGAGUGCCGCAGCUUGUGUUGCUACUGACCACUAAAAAAUCUAAAGACAGUGUCCAGCAGUCAGCUGAGGCACUUCGUCAGAUGGGUGUACUGACUUUGGCCGCAGGCUCUCGAGCCGCUGAUAAGACUGAGCUCAAACAAAUAGCUUUUGAUGAAAGUCUGGUUUUCAUGCUCAGGGACUUCAGAGCUUUGAUACGCUAUCCCAAAGAAAUCAUCUCCCCUCUCACUACAUUAUCUGGUGUUGUGACUCCAACAGCUCAUCUUCCCAUUCCUGACAUCACCAAAGACUUUUGUUCAGUCUCAAAAUGUGUGGUGUUGUGUUCGGUGUUGAAUGUGAGAGAUGUGAGUCUGUCCUGGUACAAAGGAAACAGUUUAUUGUCCAGCAUCAGUGUGUCUGAUCUCAACAUCAGACUCUCUCUACAUCUAGUGGUGGAUAAUCAGGAUACAAACACAUACAGCUGUGUGGUGAACAAUCCCAUCAGUAAUCAAACUCAACAUCUUAACAUCGCUCAUCUCUGUCAGCCGUGUUCAGAUUGUGUCAGCUGUUGUGCUACGACUGAAGCUGUGAUCUGAUUGGUCGUCUCUGCUCUGGUGGGCGUGGCUGCUGUAGCUGCUUCUGUUGUUUUUAUUUAUGACAUCAGAUCCAGAAGAGCAGAACAGUAGAGAAGAUCAUAUCAACAUCAGAUUAACAUCAGUCACAUCUAUGAGGCUCAUAUCCAGUGGCCAGUUGCAUAAACAUAGUCACUAACUAGCAAUUAGUUAGGACUAAACAGGUCUUACUUUUCGCCUUCAAAUUAUGCUCUAUCUUUUUUAUAACUGACUUUAAAAAUAUAUGACCAAUCUUAAAGAAAAAAUAUAUGACUAACUUUUUAAGACUAGUCUAAGCAGUUUAUGCAUCUGGCCCCAGGUGUUUAAAGUAAACAUUUAACUAAUGUACAAAGUAUUCAAUCAUCCUAUUUUCUUACGUUCUUUGUAAUUCUUUUUUAAAAUAAUAAAAAGUCAUUCUUGUUUGUGGA
Messenger RNA from Paramisgurnus dabryanus, 1840 nucleotides. NCBI's taxonomy places the organism in Eukaryota, Metazoa, Chordata, Actinopteri, Cypriniformes, Cobitidae. The record is from RefSeq and is a predicted model, not a curated record.